GGGAAGCGGCCUCGGCUCGGGCCGGCCGCGCGGGGCCUUGCAGCAGCGCUGCCCGCGCGGCGGCUCCGCGGAGGGCGCGGAGGUCCCAGCGGCGGCCGGGGCCGAGGUAGGGGCGGCGGGCCCUGCGGCGCGGCGGAGCCCCCGGCCCGGCCCGGCCCGGCCCGGCAGACAGGGGCCCGCGGGGGCGCGGCUUUCCCGGCCGAGCGCGCCAGUCUCUCGCCUCCGCCGGAGCCCCGUUGCCAGAGCCGGGCCCGAGCCCCGCUCCUCCUCCCCCGGCUCGGCCUCUGCUUGUUCUCAGUGCAGAAGCUGUUGCAGGAAGAUACCUGUGUGAAACUGGUUGAUGGUCCCAGCAGGAGGCCUGGAUUCCUCCCUGGCUGCUGAGCUACAGCUGGGCAAAAAUCUUUCAUCUUCCUUCCUGAGAGGUGAUUCCGAAAGGAAAAUGGCUGGAGAGAGCUUUGUCCAGGUUCCAGUAACUUUUGACGAUGUUGCUGUUUAUUUCUCUAAGGAGGAGUGGGAGGAGUUAGUCGAAUGGCAGAAGGAGCUGUACAAGGAUGUGAUGAGGGACAAUUAUGAGGUUUUGUUUUCACUGGGCUGUUCUGCUGUCAAACCUGACAUCAUAUCACAGAUUGAACAAGGAGAAGAUCCAUGUGUUAGUGGACACCAGGAAGGAUGUACUUCAUAUUCAGCCCCUGCUGCCGUAGCUCCGAAUACUCUCACCUUGUCCUCACCAGCUGGAGGCUCUCCUACACCUACAUCAUCUAUUCCCUCCUCCCAUGAAAUGGACUCUUCUCUAUCCGCUGUACAUUCCAUUAGCCCACAGAUUCAGGAGACACACUCUGUGCAUGGCAUAGUCUUCACUAGAAGCCUGGGGAGAUUGGGAAGCAAAUGUCCUUGUGCACUUUCAGGUCUGUCCCUUAGUAGAGCUGCCCAGGACCAAGUGGAAAGUGAAAAGAUAGCAUCAGGGAUGACUUCAUCUCAUCUGUAUACAGAUUCAGAGAAGAUCCAUUCAUCUGGACAAGUCCAGAGGCCUGAAUCUUGUUCCCACACAAGUCAAGGAUCUGAGAAUAAUACUUCUGUGUCCAGAGCUAAGCAGUUGCAUCUGCCUGCCCACGACUUGGACAUAUGUAGCAUUCUCCAAGAGAUGCAGACAGCAAGAAUCCACCUAGCUAGUAUAGCUGGUUCUCUGCUGGUUUUGUCAUCUGCAUUCCUCCCAGCCCCCCAGCCCCCAAGCACAGGCCCUUAGGAAUUUAUAACAGUGUGGUCUUCCCCUUUUAAGAAGAGGCAGCCAAGCCUGUUAAGGAUAUUCAUCUGUGGGGCAUUGUGAUAAUGAGGGAGUGUCCCACUGGGUCUUAAAGUGCAGAUGAGAGAACAGAAGUGGGGAAAAAAAGCAAUGAGGGAGCAGCUUGCAAGGAAGAGGAGCCAGGUUUCUGGUCCAGGACAAAGCCAAGUGGAAAGUGCUUACUCGUCUCAUGUCCAGAGAGGAUGGAGGAUUUGUUCUGCUGUGUUGUUAAAGACUCAGGGUUUUGGUGGUAACUGAACUGCCUGAAGGGCUAACAGCAGAGUUAACUGGCCUGCACAAGGUAGUAGAGCAAAGGACCUGCUUACAGCAUUCAUCUCAUGAUAGAUGUUUUAGACAUUCUCACACUUGCAGCUGGAAGCCAGAUGGAGUACGUGAGUGUGAAAUACAAACCAUUUCACCAUAGACCAUGUCCUGACACAGACACCUCAUGAAUAUUUACUGGUGCAUGUUACUGUGAUCUGUCAGCACUCCUACCUUUCUCACUUACCCUUCACUUCCAGUAGUAAAGCAGACUUCAGUGAUAACCAUUACAUUUAUCAUAGUAUACAAACUUUAGUGCACUUGUCCAUCUGAUUUUAUUGAAAUAUAGGAAUAGUAUACUUA
Molecule: messenger RNA, 1903 nt
Organism: Alligator mississippiensis (American alligator)
Lineage: Eukaryota; Metazoa; Chordata; Crocodylia; Alligatoridae
Product: zinc finger protein 667
Exons: 5
Coding region: 341-1243 (300 amino acids)
Biological process (GO): regulation of DNA-templated transcription
Source: RefSeq, a predicted model, not a curated record